AUGGUGGGUUUCUUCACUUCUCAGUCGCUGUGGGAGAAGGAAAAACCAGUCAGUCUCGGCCUUUGGCAUCUGUGGCCGGUCCCGGAAGGACAGCUGCCUUCCCCGGCCGACUUCCGUCGGAACAAGCUUCCGCAAGAGACAUUGCAGCUCGCAGCUGCUGGGAGCCGUCUCGAAAGGCACCGGGGCAUGCAAUCUGGCCCAUCAUGCACAAUCCUCAACCAUUCGGGUGCGAUUCCCUUGCAGGGGGGCCAGAACCCAAACCCCGAUCUAAUCGGCUCUUUUGACCUCACCUCCAGACACUCACUAUGGAGGCAAACCACGACAUAG
Molecule: messenger RNA, 327 nt
Organism: Podospora bellae-mahoneyi
Lineage: Eukaryota; Fungi; Ascomycota; Sordariomycetes; Sordariales; Podosporaceae
Exons: 2
Coding region: 1-327 (108 amino acids)
Source: RefSeq, a predicted model, not a curated record